AUGUACGGAAGAUCAAGAGGUUAUGGUAGAUACAGGAGUGGGAACAGGUAUGGCUCAUCUUUGUCGUAUGGGAGAAGCCAGUCAAGUAGUGGUGGAUACAGCAAACAGACCUACCCAAAACCACAGCAGCAGCAGCAGCAGCAACAACAGCAAGGGAUUCCAAAAUACAAACAAAAAUAUUCUCAAACUCCACGUUCAAACCAAUAUGGACAAUCAGUUAGACAAAAGAGUCAGAAUUAUAAGCCAACCACUUCAUCUAAUCAAUAUAAGAAAAAGACUGUCAACAAAACUGUCAACAAAACUGUCAACGUUAAUCAACAACCGAGAAGAAGUAGAUGGGGCUUGGGUGGGUUUAGAAGUAUGUGGCGCAUUCCAAUGAUAUUAAUAUGUUGCCGUGGGGUUUCAAGAAACCGUCAUCAACCACCGCAACCACCGCCACCACAACCACCACAACCACCACAACCAGCUCAGCAGAACCAACCUGUCAAUGUCAUCAAUGUUAAUUAUCCUCCUGCUCCUGAGAAUACCAGUACUCCUGCACAACAUCCUCAACUGGUCACUAACAUUCCAGAAGAGAGUUUACCAAAGUCUUCACAAAAUACCAACACAAAACACGAUGAGAAUCAUUCAAAUCCACCAUACCAUAAUGCCGAAGAAGAGAAGAAGGUCGACGCAUAUGAAAAUAACGUGGUUCCACCAGCACACACGCAGAGCCAAUAG
Messenger RNA from Candida dubliniensis CD36, 720 nucleotides. RefSeq lists its product as uncharacterized. The record is from RefSeq and is a predicted model, not a curated record. The coding region runs from base 1 to 720 and encodes 239 amino acids. The transcript has a single exon. Lineage: Eukaryota; Fungi; Ascomycota; Pichiomycetes; Serinales; Debaryomycetaceae.